Molecule: messenger RNA, 1608 nt
Organism: Protopolystoma xenopodis
Lineage: Eukaryota; Metazoa; Platyhelminthes; Monogenea; Polystomatidea; Polystomatidae
Source: the annotation of a GenBank genome assembly
AUGGGAUCACUUAUGUCACCUCUAAGUAAACGUUUGGCCGAGUGUCCAAAAGAACACGCAACUCGGAGGAUGGCACCCGAUGUUUUUGGUAGUAAUGGAGAGUCUUGGGCACUGGUGCGUGCUAAAAGUCUCGCAAAAUGUGUCAAAGGAAUGGAGGCGAAUAAAGAACCUAUGGCCUGUGCGAAUGACUUUAGGCACCAGAUGGUACCACCCAAUACAUAUUUAUUACAGCCAUUUUUGAAACACCGAGAUAGACUGAAGGCAGGAAAAAUGGGAAUUCCUCUGGAAUUCUCGAAUGCUCAACAGACCUAUUGCAAUCUAGCACCCUCUCCGCACCGGGAAAUAAACAGUUCUCUUCGUGAUCGAGCAUCUAGGCUUUCUGAAAGGCCUUGCUUAGCAGUCAGUAUGCUCAGUUUGGAUGGCCAAGACCAUUACGACGAUUGGCAAGCAACUGCAAAUGAUCUGCAGACAAUGGGAAACUUCAUGCAUGACUAUAGCUUGUCCAGUUCCUUAGAGUAUGACGAGCUCGACUCAAAGCCUGUUCAGAUACAUUCUGUUGGCCCUCGUUUGCGAACUUCAUCGUUCACAAGCUCUCCGUCUACAUAUUCUUGGUCCCCCUUCAUGCUAAAAUCCGCUAAUGAAGGCUUUGUCUCGACAAACAAUCAAAUACCCAUACCAAAUUUAUGUAGGCUGAACAAACCAUCUAAUUUUCAGCCCACCAUGAGAGACUCGAUGGCAGAAGAUGUGGACCUCCAUACUGAUACAAAAUCACGUCAGAACGAAUGUUUACAUGAAAAAACAAGCGAAGAGUUCAUAUUGCGGCCCAUAGCUUCUCCAAUCAACUCUCUAUUACGAUGUACCCAACGUGAGUCUCAGUCACCAGCAUCACAGAGAUUAGUUUCUCCGGACUCAAGGAAAACAGCUUUAAAUGCCCCAGUACAUAACGAAGUAAGCCAAGUUUAUCCUAUGGUGUGGACAAAAUGCACAAAUGCUGAUAACACUGGUCACCAUGCUUUAGGCGUAACAAGCGGUCAGAUUCAUGCAUCGAAGGCUGCCGAUAGAGAAGAAUCAUUUCCUAUUCAUUUUGAUAACUUGGCGAACACUGCUGUUACUAAUAUCGAACCGUACCUAACAACCGACUUUUCUGACAGGACACUACAAGAAUUGGGUCGAAUAGAGCACAGUAAUUCAGCCCCAGAUCUGACGCACGAACAGCAACAGCAAUACCAGCAGGACCCUGUACGGCGAUUUCAUGAGCGCUACUUCAGCAAGCUAGUUAAGUACAUUACACUUCUUGCCAAUUGGCUACCACUUCCAGUGGAUGCUUGCCUAGUAAUGGGAGAAGGUUCUUGCCAUUGUCUGACUCUAUCAACAACUAGCCUUGAUAUGGUGUCACAUAAUAUAUCUAAACAGACCUCGCAGACGCUUACAAUAGGCAGGCAAGAGGCCAAGGGCCGUCGAAGGAGGGUGCACCUAUGUCUUCACUUUGCCUGUGACUGCAAGCGUCCUAAUUGUCUUUACCCAGGACACAGUCCUUCCACAUGCUGGAAAUUCACUACCAAAUACCCAGACUUAUGGUUACAGGUGUGUUUUUGCUUCAUAUUAUAA